This is a messenger RNA of Scylla paramamosain (green mud crab), 1960 nucleotides long. RefSeq names its product lactoylglutathione lyase-like (gene Glo1). Bases 156 to 701 code for a protein of 181 amino acids. Gene Ontology annotation, molecular function: metal ion binding; lactoylglutathione lyase activity. The record is from RefSeq and is a predicted model, not a curated record. NCBI's taxonomy places the organism in Eukaryota, Metazoa, Arthropoda, Malacostraca, Decapoda, Portunidae. The transcript has 8 exons.
CUCGCUGACACCAGGGCAACUACCAGCACGCGGCAGAGUACCGGCUUGGUGACAGGGAGACACCAGGCAGUGUAGUGGCUUGGUGACAGGGGAAGACAUGUAAUAGGAUAGUGGUUUGGUGACAGGGAGGCCCCAUGCAGGAAUAAGUGAGCACCAUGGCUGAACCAACAGGACUGACCAAUGAGGAGGCCAAUGCUUGCUGUGCCGAGCCUGACCCCUCCACCAAGGACUUCCUCUUCCAGCAGACCAUGUACCGCAUCAAGGACCCCAAAGUGUCCCUGGACUUCUACACUCGCGUCCUUGGCAUGCGGCUCCUCAAGAAGUUGGACUUCCCCACCAUGAAGUUCUCGCUGUUCUUCAUGGGCUUUGAGGCGGCGGAGGACAUUCCCAAGGACGAGAAUGAGAGGACUGGCUGGUGCUUCUCCCGCAAGGCCACACUGGAGCUGACUCAUAACUGGGGAACAGAAUCAGAUCCUAACUUCACACCAUACCACAAUGGAAACUCCGACCCCAGAGGCUACGGUCACAUUGGCAUCAUGGUGCCAGAUGUGGAGAAGGCCUGCAAGCGCUUUGAGGAGCAGGGAGUCAAGUUUGUCAAGAAACCAAAUGAUGGCAAGAUGAAGGGCAUUGCUUUCAUUCAGGAUCCUGAUGGUUACUGGAUAGAAAUCUUCAAUAAUCAAGUCAUGCAAGAGUUGGUGUAAUUGUCUCAUGUUAAACAAAACAAAUAGUGCCAUGUAGAAAUACAAGAAGAGAAAGUGAAGAAAUGAACACUUGUAGGAUCUCUUGGCAUGUGACAGGAAAGUGAAAUAAUAGCAAUGCAUAAGGUUAAUUCUUAAAAGAAAUGGUCCCCUGAAGCUUACUAGUGUCAAAUCUGAAUGCUUCCAGGUUAUUGCAGUCAGGCUGUGUGGUUACCUAACUCAGCAAACAUUUAUUCACAUACGUUGCCAAUUCUUGACUUUCACAUAUUGCUUUGAAAUUUUAGUACCUUCCUGUGAAUGUGCUUGAAAAUUACGGGUUAAGAUACAAAAACAACUUACAUGCUCAUGGAAACAGAAUGGCUGAAUUUGGAUGCAUGCCUGACUUACCUCAGUGUUUGGUGGUAGAGUAGAUGAUGUGGUGUGCCAUACUCUUGAUGGUAGUGAGGUGCCAUGAUAGUGAGAGGGAGAGUGCUGGAAGAUGGCAGGCACGUACAUACAUACAUGUGAUUGAAUCCUGCGUGUAAAGACAUGCAUCGUGUACCACAACAACCACUGCCUUACAUAAUCGCGUGGUGCAGAUGUUUUGUUAAAUCUCAAAUACAACAUUAAAGUGAAUCUUCCAAAAGUACAUUGACAAUAAAACAGAGAUACUCAACCUUACCAUAAAAGUGUGUAAGUACACGUGUGUGUGUGAUCAACCCAAGUUGAUGUUUUUGAGUUUAUUCAGCAGACAUAUUAUUGAAAUAUGCUGUUUGUCUUUUUAAUUUAUUUUAACCAAGUUAGAGUUUAUUAAUUGUAUUGGGGGAAGUGAGUGGUGAUUUUUAAAGUGAGGCAGUGAUGGCCAGUGAUGGCCGUGGUGCCACUGGCCAAACAAUUUAUUUUCAUUAUGUUGUAUGAGAAAGUGGGUCUCCAAUUUGCAGAUUAGCAAUUCACAGACAUGUGCCAAUGUUAGAUCUAAGACUCUGGCACCACUGUGUGUUAUGCCAGUAGUACAUUGGUUUCACUGUCACCUUGUGAGCUUGGUUUUACUUAUCAGGGUAUCUUGGUGCUUAACUCUUGUGUCAUAGAUGCUGCCACUACUUAAUGUUCACGGCAAUCCUUACUGAAUGUAGUAAGCUCUUCAAAAACUGCUGUACCUGAAGGUCUAUUUUAAGUCAAACCUGCUUGAAAAAUAUGCUUCCUGAAUGGAGAAUAUAAAGAGACUUAACAAAAAAAGAUCUGAAGAGAGAGAACCAAGAAGAUAAAAUAAAUAACUGAAUAUA